This is a messenger RNA of Malassezia globosa CBS 7966, 618 nucleotides long. RefSeq lists its product as uncharacterized. Gene Ontology annotation, biological process: Golgi vesicle transport. The transcript has 3 exons. Gene Ontology annotation, cellular component: membrane. Bases 1 to 618 code for a protein of 205 amino acids. The record is from RefSeq and is a predicted model, not a curated record. Lineage: Eukaryota; Fungi; Basidiomycota; Malasseziomycetes; Malasseziales; Malasseziaceae.
AUGUCACAAGACCCAUACCAUGAUUAUGAGCGAGAAAUAAAGCAAGCUCUUGGGAACGCAGAAACUCUUUCCAGAGAUGCACCCUUCGAUGCCAGCGCGCGGAAAGCGUUAGAAAACACGCUUGACAGCCUUCGGCAGGAUCUGAGCGAUGUGCAACAAACAGUGAACAUUGUCGAGCAAUCCGACAGCGAGAGAUUCGGAAUCGAUGCAAAUGAGCUUGCGCGACGUAAAACGUUCAUUGCAAAGUGUGUGAGAGAGCUGAAGCAAUUGUCGGGUUCUUUGACUGUAUCAGAGCCUGUUGCAUCUGGCUCGCUCGCGUGGGAGCGCGAGCAGCAACAAAUGUUGCUUGCAAACCAAGAUCAAGCUUUGGAUACUAUUGGCACAUCGUUAUCGACUUUGCGUUCUCAAGCGCAUCUAAUUGGGCAAGAGACAGACGAACAAGUGCUCAUGUUGGGUGAGCUCGAUGCAGACGUUGACCAGACGCAGACGCGGCUUCAAAGGGCGAUGACUCGGAUGGAUCAAUUUGUUGCGCGCACUGAUGCAAAGCUUGGCGGGUGGUGCGUGUGGAUUUUAAUUGUGGUAUUAUUAUUACUGCUAUUGCUUGUUUUACUUUUGUAA